GUACAUCAAGUCGUAAUUGGUGUUGUAAUAUAAUAUAAUAUUUAAAGUAAAAUUACAUUAACAAAAGUUAUUUAAAGCAAUUCUUAUAUAUUAAUAUUGAUACCGCAUAUAGAUGUUCGAGAUAAAAGCCAUCUGGAAAUAAAAUUACAUACUAGAAUUGCAUCGUCAUACGAAUAUGGAUCGAUAUAUCGAACGCCUACAAUCGAUAUACAUAUUAGCUUGACAAACCAAUCAAAUUUAUCGAAUUGAUACAUCGAUUAAUAUCGUAAAAUCGAAUAUAUCGAUCUUUUUGAGUUUGAAAUUGGCAGAGAGGUCAUAUGAUAACCCGUUUGCAUUAGGAUUAAUUUUAUUCGUAUGUUGUCAUCAAGUAUAAAAUUAAGAAGCGUUCGAAGAAAAUUUGUUGACUGUACUUUAAAAGAGCCUAAUGUAUUAGAAUGGGUACAGUACAUGCUUCAAGGAAAAAACAAGAACCAAGCGUAGUAACCCAUGAAGACUGUAUACCGUGCGUGGAACCGCAAGACAGAGUACCAGGAAAUCCAGGAAGUUUCGAAGAUAUACACAAGAAAGUUAAAGAUCUUUACCCGCAAAACUUUGACGGUGCGCGGCUCGUCAUCAAUAAAAUACUUAGUCACCAUUUUAACGUGACCCAUACGAUAACUCUUAGUUCCGUUACACCGUCUGGAUACAAAUUUGGUGCAAAGUAUGUCGGUACAAAAGUAGUCAGUUUAAAAGAAAGAUAUCCUGUAAUCGUGGGAGAUAUCACACCAACUGGAAAUUUGUCCGCGUCUUUUGUGCAUACCCUUGCAUGUAGAUUUAGAUUUAAAUUAUCAGCGCAAAUUGCCAAUGAAAAAUGGAAAGCGUUCAGUUCCAGCUUAGAAUAUCGGUCGAAUGAUUUUACUGUAGCGGUGACCUUAGCCAACCCAAAAUUUAAAAAGAAACAAGCAACAAUGGUAAUACACUUUUUACAAUCGAUCACAUCGAGAAUCGCGUUAGGAGCCGAAAUUGCAUGUCUUCGUGGCUCGAAAGUUCCAGGAGGUCAACAGACAGUCAUGUGUCUGGCUUUUAGACACAGUACAGGACUUGCGACAUUAUCCGGAACGAUAGGUGAAGCGGGCCUUCAUCUUUGUUAUCACCGCAAAUCUAGCUCGCAACUGGAACUCGGUGUCGAGUUAGAAACAAACACGAGAACUCAUCAGUCAAUCGCUACUAUAGUUUACCAAGUAAACGUGCCAUACGCGGAUCUUGUCUUUCGAGGUAUCGUGAAUUCUGAGACUACAGUCGGUGGCGUGUUUGAGAAGAAACUAUACCCAAUUCCUGAAUCUUCGCUGGUUAUUAGUAUACUUUUAAACCACAAGAAGCAGCAAUUUCGAGUGGGUGUUGGUCUCAAUAUUGGACAAUGAUAAU
Molecule: messenger RNA, 1404 nt
Organism: Bombus pyrosoma
Lineage: Eukaryota; Metazoa; Arthropoda; Insecta; Hymenoptera; Apidae
Product: mitochondrial import receptor subunit TOM40 homolog 1-like
Exons: 1
Coding region: 435-1400 (321 amino acids)
Biological process (GO): protein import into mitochondrial matrix
Cellular component (GO): mitochondrial outer membrane; mitochondrial outer membrane translocase complex
Molecular function (GO): transmembrane protein transporter activity
Source: RefSeq, a predicted model, not a curated record